CAAAAGGCCUUCGUGCGACCGUCAUUCAGUUACUGAAGGUAGACGCGACAAAUAAUGGAUUUUAUAUACAAAAAAAAAGUAUAUCCACGAAAUAUUGUCAUCUUUACUUGACUUAUAUAUUUUACAAUGAAAGUUAUAUACGUUCUUCAGUAAUCUCUCGUGUAUAAGAUUAAUUUUCUUUAAAACUAUAAAAAAAAAAAAAUGAGUGAAUAUUAUUUUAAAAUAUAAAAUUUUAAUGGAUUUUCUAAUUUUAUAAAACAAAAUUAUAAAAAAAAGUUUCAAAGUCAAAAUAAAAUUUUGAAAAUCCAAAUAAAAUUCAUAGAAAACGAACAUAAAUUUAAAAAAAAGAAACUCGAUUUAUAAAAUCUUUAUUGAAACGCAAAAAAAUUUUGAAAUUCAAUAAUGAAACGAGCCAAAUCAGAAGAUGACUUACAACCUUCAAAAUGGAAUGUUAUCCGUAAUUUACUGAGUAAAAAUGGAUUAAAUCUGAAUACAUCUAAAAGUCAAGAUUUUGAAGAUCAUGCUACCAAAAGUAGAAAAAAAUUAAAAACUGAAGAAUCUGAGGAAUCAAUAAAUCUCUAUCCGAAUUGUGAUGGCUCUAUUUGGACAAGAUCGUGUGAACACGAAAUCAUUAAACCAAUUUCGGGAAAAAUUACUGGAAAUAUUCCAAAAUGGUUAAAGGGAUCCUUAUUAAGAAAUGGACCUGGAUCAUUGAAAGUUGGUGAAUACACAUUUAAUCAUCUCUUUGAUAGUUCAGCUCUUCUACAUCGUUUUGCAAUUUCCGAUGGAAAAGUAACAUAUCAAAGCAGAUUCGUACAAACGGAAGUGUUUAAAAAAAAUCAAAGCGCCAAAAGAAUUGUUGUAACAGCUUUUGGUACAAAAUCAGUGCCAGAUCCUUGUAAAAGUAUUUUUCAAAGAAUUUCAGCAGCAUUUCAACCUGAAAAUAGUACUUCGGACAAUUCUAUGAUAUCGGUUUAUCCAUUUUGUGAUGAAUUUUAUACAUUUACAGAAAGUCCAAUUAUGCAUAGAAUAGAUCCAAAAACCCUUGAGACCUUAGGAAGGGUAGAUGUAUCGAAAUAUGUAUCGAUAGUUAAUCACACAUCUCACCCUCAUAUAAUGAAAGAUGGAACAGUUUACAAUGUUGGAAUAAAUAUUACCUCACGUGGUCCAGUUUAUACUGUUGUUUCAUUUUCACCCAGUAAAACUAUCAAAGAUGAAUUUGGAAAUGAAAAAAAAACUUCAAUGUUCGAUGAGGCAAAAAUUGAAGCAACUGUAGCAUCAAGAUGGCUUUUAAAUCCCGCUUAUAUGCAUACUUUUGGAAUUACGGACAAUUAUUUUAUUAUUGUUGAACAACCAUUGUCCGUGGCAUUAGUGUCAACAAUAAAAAAUCGUCUAAAAAAUGAACCAAUGCGCAGUUCAUUAAAAUGGCACAAUGACGAAACUACACAAAUUCACGUCAUCUCGAGAAAAAGUGGAAAAAUUGUGAAAACAUUUUUAACAGAAGCUUUUUUCUAUUUGCACAUUAUCAAUCAAUUUGAAACAUUGGAUAAUGAUUAUGUUGUUUUAGAUAUUUGUGCAUAUCGAGAUGCAUCGAUGCUCGAUUGCAUGUAUAUAAAUGCUAUAAAUAGUAUGCAAACAAAUCCCGAUUAUGCAAAUUUAUUUCGAGGAAGACCAUUACGAUUUAUAUUGCCAAUGAAAAAUAUAUCCGAUAAUACAUCAUCAGAGGAAAAUUUAAUAAAAACAGAGACAGUUAAUCAAAGUUUUGUGAAAAAUUUGUCAGAUAAUAAAAUUUCUUUGAAGAAUAAGAAGAAAAAAGGAAAAAAUAGAAAAAAAAGUCUUCUCAAUGGAAAAGCAAGUGCCCAUAAAUUGAUUAAUGGAAAAAUUUUUGUAAACCCAGAACUUUUAUGUGAUCUUGGAUUAGAAACGCCACGCAUAAAUUAUGAUUAUUUUCUUGGUAAAGAGUAUCGUUAUUUUUAUGGUAUAUCGAGUGAUGUCGAUCUGGAUAAUCCAGGAACGAUCAUCAAAGUCGAUAUUUUCAAUAAAACUCGAAAAACAUGGUGUGAAAAAAAUGUCUAUCCAAGUGAACCAAUUUUUGUUCCCUCUCCAGAUGGAAAGAACGAAGACGAUGGUAUUGUUUUAAGUGUCCUGAUAUGGGGACAGGAUCGCGAAACAGAAGUUGGCCUAUUAAUUUUAAAUGCCACUACUUUCGAGGAAAUUGGACGUGCGACGUUUGUUACUUCUGGUCCAGUGCCAAAAUGUCUGCAUGGCUGGUUUAGUUCUAAUAUAUGAAAUUUCCCAAUAAAAUUAAUGCUUAAAAUUUAUCAUUAUAUAUCUCAAAAUUUGUAUUUUUAUAUUCGUGUAAAUUCAAUUUUAUAAAAAUUUUUUUCAAUAAUUUAUUUUCAAUUUGGAGAAAAUUUCAAAAUUACCAAAAAAUGUUACCUCAUUAUAAAAUAUUUUUUAAAAAUAAUUUUCUACUUUUGAUUCACGUUCAUCAAGAAUCUUAUUGUGAUUAUAAUAUAGUCAAUAACAUUUUUUUUUCUUUUUAAUAUAUAAUAUAGUUGUUCGCUAUAUGUAGUUAUUACAGUGAUUUGUAAUUAUUUUUGUGUAAUAAUAUAUUUAAUAUAAAUAAUUCUCUAAAUUGGAAUUAUUUUAAUAAAAUAAAACAUAUAUAUAUAUCUACAUACAAUAAAUUAUAUAUAUACUGUC
Leptopilina boulardi is the source of this 2706-nucleotide messenger RNA. It is a transcript of the gene ninaB, whose product is annotated as carotenoid isomerooxygenase. Gene Ontology annotation, biological process: carotene catabolic process; retinal metabolic process. Bases 403 to 2289 code for a protein of 628 amino acids. The transcript has 10 exons. Gene Ontology annotation, molecular function: beta-carotene 15,15'-dioxygenase activity; carotenoid dioxygenase activity. The record is from RefSeq and is a predicted model, not a curated record. Lineage: Eukaryota; Metazoa; Arthropoda; Insecta; Hymenoptera; Figitidae.